AUGGCAAUACGGUUCCAAGAUGGUGUAAGUCGUGUAGUUGAUUGGGUCUCUGGGGGCCGCAAUAGCCGAAAGCUGAAGAGCACUCUCGAAAGCCUUCAAUCCGAGGUUGACCUGCUUCGAUAUGAGAACCAAGGACUCCGUGAGACAAUUAUUCAGGAGAAGAAGCGCAGGCAGCGCGAUAAAGCCUUGAAAGAUCUACUUUUUGAUCGAACAGAUCCUAACGCAGCCCAGGUGUUUAGCCCAGCGAAAGUCGCACAAGCUCGCGUAAAGAAGGCAGAAAUAGACGCACAACGGAAAGAGGAGGCACUAAAGAAGGAAGCCCAAAAGGUUCAGCGGCAGAAGAAGGCAGCAGAGCAGAAAGCUCUAGCCCUAGAGAGAAGGAGGCAACGUGAGGCAGAAACAGAGAGGAAACGGCAGGCAAAAGAAGCCAGACAACAAGAGAGGGAGGAAAAUCGGCAGAUCCGACGAGAUCUCGAGCGCCAGAAUCUAGAAAUAGCACAUAAAAUGGAACAUGAAGGACAGCCGGCUUUGGACGGUCGCGAAAAAAGUGCGGAUGUUGAGGAUGAAAUAAUCGUCGCUCUUCCACCUACACGGGAGCCACCGGCAGCAUGGAAGACGCCAGAUCCACCGAGACAAAAUGCGAAACUGAAGGCAAUAGCCACUCCAAACCGCACUGCUAGCCCAAAAAAGCCAUUUCUCGUUGUUGAGAAUGAUCGGGAGAUGGUGGUGGCAUUUCGGGACUCUAGGAGGCCGCAGCGCAAUAGCAAGCGGCCGCGAUGGCUCGAGGACUAUGAAAUAGAAUGA
This is a messenger RNA of Pochonia chlamydosporia 170, 804 nucleotides long. Its product is annotated as DDE superfamily endonuclease, CENP-B-like protein. The transcript is spliced from 2 exons. NCBI's taxonomy places the organism in Eukaryota, Fungi, Ascomycota, Sordariomycetes, Hypocreales, Clavicipitaceae. The record is from RefSeq and is a predicted model, not a curated record. Bases 1 to 804 code for a protein of 267 amino acids.